AUGAUCGCACCGUUGCAGUACGGCGAUGCUACCAUUCCGCCCGGGUUCGUGGCACGUAAGAGCAAAAUUUUAUCUGAUUUGUCUGUUCCCGACGCGGAAUAUACGGAUCUGUCUCCGAAAGGGUCGGUCGAUGAAGGUAUUCGCGACUUGAUCAGAGACAUCAAUGCUUUGGACGGCCUCGUGACCACUAGCAGUUGCGCUGGAAGAGUAAGCGUUUUUGUGGAAGGGAGCAAAAAGACGAAGAAGAAACAAAAGACAGAUACCAUAUCUGCAGCAGAUGAAGAGUCACAAGCUGUAAACCAAGCUGCUAGCCAGGUUAAAGGUCAAUUUGAAGACGAGAAAACUGAGAAUGAGGAUAGAGACGGCAGGGAAGGAGGAAGGAUGUUCGCUCCUUCCGGCGGAAAGGGCGAGGGAAGGUGGUUGUACGUCUCACAUGAUCCCGUCGACAACAUCAAGUCUUCAUAUCAUGAGCUCUUUGGCCUUGUUCCUGGAGAUGGAGUCCCAAAAACCAGCACAUCAAGUGAUGCGAGUAUCCGGCUCAUUCGCUUUCAUUACGAUCCAAUGAUCCUACACGUUAUGGCGGCCACUCUUCAUCACGCCCAUCCAGUCCUAGCCGCUGCGAGCCAUGCAGGCUUUCGUGAAAGUGGACUUCAGAGCUUGCGGUGUCUCGAGGUCUCACAUAGUAGUGGUCCAAACCAGCACUUGACAGAUACUGCAUCACACAGCCCAAUUGUUGCCGUUCGCUCUUCUGGAUUAGCUCUUGAAUCUGUCAUCGGGUACUGCGAAUAUGUUGAAGACGACUCGGAACCAGUGAUGCGAAGUCUGGUCACGGAAGAGUAUCUACGAAUGCUCGUAGCUCUCGCAAAUGACAGAUUUGGCGUCAAUAAAGAGCGUGUGGAAAGAUUCCAGAACAGAUUACUCGAUCUUUAUAAGAUGGGUCUGGAUGGCACGCCCAAUACUGCUCAUAAAAGGCAGCCUCCUGACUGGGAAGAUCCACAGGCUAGGAAGGAGAGAAAGCGAAUUGAAGGCCUUAAGAGACAGGCAGAGACAACUCGACAGAAAGAAUCCGCUCUGAAACCUGAAUUCGAUGAGACAGACAUUGACAUGAACAUAGAUUUCUGA
Talaromyces stipitatus ATCC 10500 is the source of this 1122-nucleotide messenger RNA. Its product is annotated as DUF207 domain protein. NCBI's taxonomy places the organism in Eukaryota, Fungi, Ascomycota, Eurotiomycetes, Eurotiales, Trichocomaceae. Gene Ontology annotation, biological process: tRNA methylation. Gene Ontology annotation, molecular function: tRNA methyltransferase activity. Gene Ontology annotation, cellular component: cytoplasm. The transcript has 2 exons. The record is from RefSeq and is a predicted model, not a curated record. The coding region runs from base 1 to 1122 and encodes 373 amino acids.